Molecule: messenger RNA, 342 nt
Organism: Manihot esculenta (cassava)
Lineage: Eukaryota; Viridiplantae; Streptophyta; Magnoliopsida; Malpighiales; Euphorbiaceae
Exons: 1
Coding region: 1-342 (113 amino acids)
Source: RefSeq, a predicted model, not a curated record
AUGGAGGGUUUCAGAUCCAAGUCUUGCAGAGAUGGGAGGAUGCAGAUAGAGGAAUACUAUGGAGACAAAGCAGGACCAAAAGGGAUGCAAAAUUUAAGAUCUUACAGUGUGAAUUAUGCACAGCCAAAUCAAUUUGGGAAGGAAGUGAAGAUCAAGAAAGGGAAAAAUAAUGUUGGGUCAUCUUCAAAAAGCUGGAUUUUAAAUGAUCCUGAGCUGCAAAGGAAAAAAAGAGUUGCAAGCUACAAGGUUUAUGCCAUGGAAGGCAAGAUGAAAGGAUCCUUUAGAAAGAGCUUUAGGUGGAUCAAGGACACUUACACCCAGAUGCUCUAUGGAUGGAGGUGA